UCUCAACCAAUACAACUUUUCAUAACCAGCCAACAGCUUAACCAAAAGCCAUUCUCGAAGGAAGAAGUAAAAGAAAAGGUGCGAUCUCUGUGUGAAAGUCAAAACUGGCAUUCUUUUUCUUUUUCUUUCUCACUCAAUAUCUCAACAACAGCACAAAAAUGGACCCCACAUAAGAUACGCUUUGGUCCUGUCUCAUUAUCAACACUGUUGUUAACGUUAUUAAACAAAAACAGUGACAUAGGAAGCGACAAUUGGAGGUGGGAUAAUCCUCUGUGUUCGAUUUUUUGCUUAAAAAAACAAACAAAAUCACUCACAUUUUGAUUCUCCGUAUCUCUCUCUUUCCCUUUUUCUCAUUCUCCUUUAUUUAUAUACUUUACCAUUUUCUUCAUAUCUUUCACCAUACCAACCAUUUCUCUUUUCAACUUCAUCUCUUCUUCUUUUUUUUACUUCCUUUUCUUCUUCUCAUGGCUACCACCGGUGAUGUUGGUGUUGUUGGUGAGUUACACGUCCUUGCUGUGGAUGAUAGUUUUGUUGAUCGUAAAGUUAUUGAAAGGUUGCUCAAAUUCACUUCUUGCAAAGUGACUGUGGUAGAGAGUGGAACUAGAGCUUUACAGUAUCUGGGAUUGGAUGGUGAUACGAGUUCCAUUGGUUUUGAUGGUGUGAAGGUUAAUAUGAUAAUGACAGAUUAUUCCAUGCCUGGGAUGACAGGAUAUGAAUUACUUAAGAAGAUUAAGCAGGAAUCAUCUGUUUUUAGAGAGAUUCCAGUGGUGGUUAUGUCCUCUGAGAAUAUCUUAACCCGAAUCGAUAGUUGUUUGGAGGAAGGAGCAGAGGAGUUUCUAUUGAAACCUGUCAAGUUAUCAGACGUGAAACGCUUAACAGAUUUCAUCAUGAGUGGUGAAGGGAAGAAAGUUGGAGGAAAAAGAUCUCAAAAAAGAAACCGGUCAGAUGAUUGCAUUUCAUCUCUAUCAACGACAUGCUCAACCGUUUCUCAUCCAUGCGAUCUAUCAUCACUAUCACCGUCUGCUAUGUCAUCAAAGAAAUCUAGACUAUGACUAUUGAUUCAUUAAGAAGUGCCCUUUAUGUCUCCAUUUUUGCUGAACUAUAUUGUUCAUAUCACGAUGUAAUUUGUGUUUUUAUACUAAAUAUUGCUGACAAUGAGUAUAGGAUUAGGACUAAGGAAGAGGAUCUCAGAAAUCACUUGCUUUUGUUUGUAAAGAAGAAAUUUAUUAUUAGAAAAAUUAACAAAAUCAUCCAUUUUGCCGGGUCUA
This is a messenger RNA of Trifolium pratense (red clover), 1268 nucleotides long. RefSeq names its product two-component response regulator ARR5-like. The record is from RefSeq and is a predicted model, not a curated record. NCBI's taxonomy places the organism in Eukaryota, Viridiplantae, Streptophyta, Magnoliopsida, Fabales, Fabaceae. The transcript is spliced from 5 exons. Gene Ontology annotation, biological process: cytokinin-activated signaling pathway; phosphorelay signal transduction system. The coding region runs from base 465 to 1052 and encodes 195 amino acids.